CUUAUGACGUGACAGGAGGUGUUUUUUAGAUGUCCGCGGGGAUGUUCGCCGAGACAUCCGCACCACUGUGGAUGCUCUAAGUAUGACUUUACUAAUACAGUCAGCAUUAUUCUACAACUAAUCAACUGCCAACUGGCAAAUACCAACGGCUACUUCCAGCUCAGCCAUCCACUCCCAUUUUCAAACCAGUAGCUCAAUGCUUCAAUCAAAGCAGCUCUUUUCCAGUUUGGCAUGAGCAACUUCAACAUUUUGAGUCGAUGCUGCGGCGUGAUGUGAAUUUCGUCUGCGAAAAUCAAAGACUUAAGUUUGGGGCAAUCUGUUGUUCAUUUCUAGCGGGGUAGACGCUCUUUGAUGCGAAUGAGUUCCUUAAUUCGGGAGUCUGGGCAAUGCGAGGAGAGUGUUUGAUGAAAUUCCUGACAGAAAGGUGGUGUGAUGGAGCGUGAUGAUGUACGGUUGCGUAGAAUUUCACGUUUUCGGGUGUGAUUGGGCUGUGUGAGGAUUUGUCACUGUUUAAACUAGGAAAGCAUGCAUUCUUUGAACUUGAAGAUGAACUAUAUUACAGCACAAGCUUCACCUUUAAACCCCCCAAAAUCUACUUGAAUAUGCCCAAAUCGCCCUAAAUGCUUCGCCUUUCGCAUGAAGAACCAUUGUCACAGCCACCGCCGCCGCUUCCCCAAAAAUAUCCCCAGAAUUCACUCAAUCAACUCAGUUUUGAAUCAAACUACCGAAUCAUAUGCAAUCACUUCCUCGGAUUCACUCGCGGCAGGAAUCUCAUCAAAGGCCAAUCCCUUCACGCCUACGUCGUUAAAUCAGGACUCCAUUUGAUACCUCUCGUUUGCCACCAUUUGAUCAACUUCUACUCCAAGCUCCAGCUCCCGUAUUGCUCGGAGCGAAUAUUUCACGAAACUCAAUUCAAAUCUUCCACCACUUGGAGUUCAAUCAUAUCAUGUUUCGCUCAAAAUGAGCUUCCCUUUCACGGAUUUGAGUAUUUCAAGGUGAUGCGUCGCAACGAUUGGAUGAUUCCUGAUGAUUAUAUUUUUCCGUGUGUGAUGAAAGCUUGUGGUAUGAGUAACGAUCAGUUUAUGGGGAAAUCCGUUCAUUGUCUCGCGAUGAAAACUGGGUUUGAUGCGGAUGUGUUUGUGGGGAGCUCUGUUGUUGAUAUGUAUGCAAAAUGUGGGAGUUUAGGUGAAGCGCGAAAGGUGUUCAGCGAAAUGCCUGAUAGAAAUGUGGUAUCCUGGAGUACGAUGAUAUACGGCUAUGCCCAAACAGGGGAGGACGGAGAGGCCUUGAGACUCUUCAAGGCUGCGUUAUGGGAAGGUUUGGAUGUUAACGACUUCACAUUCUCGAGUGUAAUUCGAGUUUGUGGGAAUUCGACUUUGUAUGAAUUAGGGAGACAAAUGCAUGCUUUAUGCUUGAAGAUGUAUUACUAUGAAACUAGCUUUGUUGGUAGUGCCUUGAUCUCUAUGUACUCGAAGAGUGGCUUGAUAGAGGAUGCCUCUCGAGUGUUCAACGAGGUUUCGGACAGAAAUCUGGGGAUGUGGAACGCGAUGAUGAUUGCUUGGGCGCAGCAUGCUCAUACAAGGAGGGUGUUUGAGUUGUUAGAGAAAAUGGUGAAUAAGGGAACAAAGCCAAAUUUCAUCACAUUUUUAUGUAUACUCUAUGCUUGCAGUCAUGCCGGCUUAGUGAAGGAAGGAAAGCAUUAUUUUGCAAAGAUGAAGGACUACGGAAUCGAGCCAGGAAGCCAGCAUUAUGCAUCAAUGGUGGACUUGCUUGGCCGAGCUGGGAAAUUGCAGGAGGCAUUGGAAUUAAUCGAGAAGAUGCCUAUGCUGGCGACUGAGGCUGUUUGGGGAGCUUUCUUGACUGGAUGUCGGAUUCAUAGAAAUACAGAGCUGGCAAGCUCUGUGGCUGAUAGGGUCUUCGAGUUAGGGCAUGUGAGCCCGGGCCUACACAUGCUAGUAUCCAAUGCUUAUGCGGCUUCUGGAAGGUUCCAAGAGGCUGCAAGGGCGAGGAAGAUGCUCAGAGACCGCGGGCAGAAGAAGGAGCCGGGUUUGAGCUGGGUGGAGGAAGGGAACAGGGUUCACGCAUUUGCUGCAGGGGAGAGGAGACACGAGCUUUCAUCGGAGAUAUAUAGGAAGCUGAAGGAGUUGGAGAAGGACAUGGAACAGGCUGGUUAUGUGAUGGAUACAACACAUGUGCUGAGAGAAGUUGGCGCAGAGGAGAAGAAUGAGAGCAUUAGGUAUCACAGCGAGAGAUUAGCCAUUGCCUUUGCGCUCGUCACCUUCCCACCCGAGAGGCCUAUUAGGGUUAUGAAGAACUUGCGUGUGUGUGGUGACUGCCAUGUUGCUAUAAAGUACAUAUCCAAGUGCAGCGGAAGGGUCAUAAUCGUGAGAGACAACAACCGGUUUCAUAGGUUUGAGAAUGGGGAGUGCUCUUGUGGCGAUUAUUGGUGAUUGAGUGGGCAAUGUCUUCCUCUUGUGACGAGAGUUGGAGGAAACAAAAUGUAGUGCAAGAUUUGAGCAACUGAAAAUGGCUUCAACUAUGAAAGUGGAGGAUUCAAUUUCUUCAAACUCUACUGAUAAGGAUAGCAGAUUAAGAAUGGUAAUCAAUUUUGAAUUCAUUGAAGAUCCAUGCUUUUUUUUAAUAAUUCUUUAGACAAGGUUGAAGAUCCAUGCAUGAUGCCACAGUUAAUAAAAUUAACUGGCAUUACUGUACGCCGAUUAUCAGUGAUCGGACAGUGGUGAAGCCAAGAUUUUGACGAGGCCCCAAGCCAAUGUUAACAAUUAGUACAUGUAUUUUUCGGUGCUAGACUGCUAGUAAUGCCAGAAGUUAUCUUAUGUAUCUUUCAAUAAAUUUUCUAUACAUUUUUAAUCAUAGAUUUUCUUGAUAAAUUAAAGAUUAAUGUUAAAGAAAUGAAUCAAAGAUAAAUUGUUUUUUAUAGUAUAGAGCAAGUUUAAAAUUAAAUUUAUAUUUACAUAG
This is a messenger RNA of Salvia splendens (bonfire salvia), 2976 nucleotides long. Its product is annotated as putative pentatricopeptide repeat-containing protein At5g52630. The coding region runs from base 621 to 2450 and encodes 609 amino acids. Gene Ontology annotation, molecular function: zinc ion binding; protein binding; RNA binding. Gene Ontology annotation, biological process: RNA modification. The record is from RefSeq and is a predicted model, not a curated record. NCBI's taxonomy places the organism in Eukaryota, Viridiplantae, Streptophyta, Magnoliopsida, Lamiales, Lamiaceae. The transcript has a single exon.